Suillus fuscotomentosus is the source of this 1186-nucleotide messenger RNA. RefSeq lists its product as uncharacterized. The transcript has a single exon. Bases 80 to 922 code for a protein of 280 amino acids. Lineage: Eukaryota; Fungi; Basidiomycota; Agaricomycetes; Boletales; Suillaceae. The record is from RefSeq and is a predicted model, not a curated record. Gene Ontology annotation, cellular component: mitochondrial large ribosomal subunit. Gene Ontology annotation, biological process: translation. Gene Ontology annotation, molecular function: structural constituent of ribosome.
AGCCACGUGACUGCAAGAACUACAAAAUAUUCAAGUCUGCUUCGACUGAAUCUACUCCAGAUCCAGACGGACGUUAGCCAUGAUUUGCGUGAAGCCCAUUGUUUCUUCAUCAAUACCGCAAAUGGCUCGAGGAUACGUCGUGUCCGUAAAGCCUCCUCGCGUCUACGAGGCCAAACCGACACCGCGUCGCUACGGUGUGCAGAAAACAUUUCUAUACAACCAAUACACUCGCAUGCUUGAAGCUAGCGAUAAUUCCCCCAUAAUAUUCCUCCAACAUACAAAUUUCGCAGCUCAGCGGCUACAGAAGCUGAGACGGGAUAUAGCCGAUGCAAACACCAAGUUUUCGGUCUCAUUAUCCUCUGCGACACCUUCUCUAGUUGAAAUCGGUGCUCCUACGCUAGCCGUGAUGCGGACCUCACUCUUUGGCGUUGCAUUACGAGACUUUGCGGCUUUUGACGCGGAACAGGCAGCUCAAAUUGCAGGACUGCUUAAAGGCGGUCUUGCUGUCCUAACGCUACCAUCAUUUAACCCUCCCCAACUUGACGCCAUCCUCCGUGCUCUAGAUCGCUCAGUGCCUUCCAAGAAACCAGGGGUGGCACAGCCAACACCGAUAAAACCUCAAGAUGACCCAAAUUUUAUUCCUGGCAGAAAGAUGCAGAGGGUGAAACCCAUCUUGACCCCGGAACUGGUGGUGAUGGGUGCUCUUAUCGAGAGGCGGGUAUUUGGAAUGGAUAGUGUGCGGGAUGUAUCGAAACUGCCAACCCUAGACACCCUGCGGGCGCAGAUAGUUGGGUUGUUGAGCUCACCAGCUGUACAGUUAGCUGCAAUUCUCAGUGAGGCAAGCGGAGGAAAACUUGCGAGAACACUGGAAGGUUUGAAGAAGGGUCUGGAAGAGAGUCAAAGUGCGGAAGCUUCAUCAUAGCAUCUACUCAAUCGUUGCUGCACCUUCAUUUGUCGGAUGGCCUUCAUAGUUCACAUGCACACCACGCACUUUCAUAGAAGAAGGUUAAUAUCAGUCUUUGAGGCAAAACUCCCACGUCCGAUCCUCUCCUCCCUCGCCUGUUGUACCCCGACCAUGAGCUCUUUCGCCUUUUGUCAUGCGGUGUUCGUACCCCUUCCACAUCUUCCUGUGAAAUACAAACGAACGCAGAAGCUUAUAAUUUGGGUUCGGCGGAGUUCCUAACGA